CGAGCUGCCCGGCCCGGCGGCGGCGGGGGAGGGCGCCUUUCGCAUGGAGCCGCUCGCUGAGUGAGGGCAGCGCGGCGCCGGGCCCUGUGAUGCAGCACUCGUGCGCGGGCAGGCCCCCCUGCUAGGCGCUGCCUGCGCGCUACACACGGGGCGGCGGAGGCGCGGGGCUUGGCCCCGCUCCAUGGAGACCAAUGGCAUCGCUCCCACCCACCCCCACGGGCCCCGAGCCCGCCGGCACGCACAGCCACACGCCUCAACCCACCAUGGCCCCAACGCCGCCGCCGCUCGGGCCCUCGACGAGUGGAAAGGUAGAAGGCCAGCCCAAUGGUGACACAAUCCCAGCUGAGCAAGCCAACCCUUCAGAUGACACUGUUGCUGGUGCUGGGAGUCGUCAGAAUGAUCAGAUAGUGCAGAAAAUAGAGGAAGUGCUCUCUGGAGCCCUUGAUACAGAACUGCAGAGCAAAUCAGAUGUAGACAAAGCUACUGUGAGCAAUAGUACUCAAUCUACAAAAAGAAGCUCUACUGCUGAAGGUGAAGAUGAAAUUCCUAGAAAAAAAUCAAAGAAAAACAAAAAGCACAAAAGCAAGAAGAAGAAGAAAAAGAAGAAGAAAAGGAAGAAAGAGAAAAAGCAUAAAAAGCAGCCAAAAGAGUCAAAGUUGAGUGCACGUCGUGGAGAACAUGCAGACUCACAGACUGCUUCUCACUUGAUUCCAGAGAAAUCAGUCUCCACAUUGAGCGUGCAGCAUGGGGGAUUUGGAGAUACAAAUCUGGCUGUCCAUGUACAGCCACAAGAACUGUCCUUACAGGCAAAUGUGGAGCUUGAUAGACAAGCUUUAGGACUUACUUCUGAGUUGAGAGCUGAUUCUCAGCCACGUAUGGAAAAUCUUGAAAGUGAGAAGGGGACUUUAUGUGCAACAGAUCCUCAGUUUAAUUUAGAAGGCAGCCAAUUUACUAUUCAGCAGAAUGCUAGCAUGACUCAAACUGAAAUUUGCACUAGAGAAGAACAAAUUAAACAGUCUAAUGAAAAUAUUUAUCCUGUAGCUGUUAAUGUGAGUGAAAAAGGUGAUUUUUUUGUUACUGGAAAUGUUGCUUCAGCUAGCGUCCCAUCAGGAGUUGCCAAUAAAUCUGAACUUCAGAAAUUACUUUUACCUUCAGAAGUAAAAGCCUUGGAUACAAGUUUGGCAUCUAAUACCAUGGAAGUAUCGACAUAUUCAGAAGCAUCUCUAAAGUCUAUGGCACUGGGAGGCGCUAAAGAGUUAGAAACAACUUCAGAAUCUCUGUAUUUGACAAGUGAUGUGACCACAAUUCCUAAAUCUGCAAAUCAAGCAGAUCUGAAUACUGUGAAGGUAACUGACAUGUCUGUGGCCAUGGGAGAAGUGAGAAUUCCAGGAGCAACUGAAUUACCAGUUGUAUCUGGUAAUUUGAGAGUGUCACAGUACAGCUCCGUGGAGGGUUCAGGUGUCUUGGCAGCCUCGGAACCUGUAGUUAUGAUGGGAGAUGUGAAAAAUAAAGAUGCAGCUUUGCAACAUUCUUUUAAAGUACCUGCAGAAACUGCUGUGACCCAGGUGGAAAUUGAAAGUGCCAAAACACCCCUGGCACCAGAGGCUGUUCCAGAAGUGAAGGAUAUCGAACCAGUUAGAGUCUCUGUGCAGACGGAAAAUGUGAGACCUUUGGAAGAAGUUCUGGAACCUGUGAUAAAGCCAGAAACUUCAGAAGCAGACGUGGAUGCAAAAAGAACUUCUGCAACGGUGUUGAAUGCUUCAGAAGUGUUAUUGCAGCCUACAUUCUUAACAGGAACGCAAAGCUUGACACGUGGGAAUGUCGUUGCAGAGGCAAAAGGUUUACAAGCAACAUCAGAAUCCGUUGUCCAGACCCUUGUUCCCCAAACAGUUUCAGUUGCUCUGCAGCUGGAAAGUACUAAUGUUUUGAGAGGUUUGGAAGCAACUCCGCAGUCUUUGCAGAAGGAAGACAUGAAAAGAGCGACUUCAUUGUCUUUGCAAAUGGAAAGCAUGAAAGCUUCAGAAGAACCUUCUAGUGGCAGGAUGGAACGAGUUAUGGAGCCUGAGACACUGACAAAAAUGAUGCAUUUGAAAACAGCAGGGAGAGAAACAGCACACAUGGAAACAGUUGCAGUACCUUUUUUUGCAAGCAAAACAGAGAGAUGUAUAGUCUCACAGCCUGAGAUCAUGACAGUUACGAGAGGGUUGGAGGCAACCUCGCAAACUGAAUUUGUAGGGGAGAGAAGGGAUUUUGAAGUAGCCAGAAGUUCUACUGUUGCAGAAUUGAGAGGUUUAGACAGCUUGUCAGAAAUUGAGGCAGUUGUGGAGGUAAAAGGUGCAGAAUCAGGUUCAAAAACUUCAUGCUUAACAGAGAUGAAAAAUUUGGAAAUGACUGUGGGAUCUGAAAUGAGGACACAAGUGCAGGACUGGGGAACCGCACUGAUACCUGAGGCGGAAGAUCUGAACAAAGCAAAAGAAAGGAGCAAAGAAGGAGUACUAGAACCUGUGCAAACAGUGACAGUGAAAACUUCAGAUACAAAUUCAAAACUUGUAUGCUUGGAAGAGUUGGGAACAGCUACAGAGUAUGGGACUGGGAGGAAGUCAAAUGAAAUUGAAACACAACCCAAAGCUGUUGAAGUAGUAGAGUAUUCUAAAACUACUCCAGGAAUUUUGCAGGAGCAAGUAGUAGGCGAUUCAGAAGCAGUAUUAGAGUCUUUCCCAAGAGCAGAAGAAACAGUGACAGAAGUGAGAAACUUGAAAGAAACUUUGCAAUCUGAGAUUUUGACAGAUGUGAUAACUCAGGGAUCUAUUACAGAAUAUAUGGUUACAACAAGGAAGACAGACAGAGAAAAAACUGAGUCUUCAUCUGUGAUUGAUGUAAAAGGUUUGGAAGAAGCUUCAGGAAUUGAGAAAGGAAUGAAAGCAAAAUAUUUGGAGCCAGCAUCAGAAGCUGGAGAAGUGAGGUUGGAAAGUAUGGAAGGAUUUACAGCAGCAGAAGUGAAAGGUUCUGAAACAGUCAAAGAGCCUGAAGUACACAUGGACGUCCAAGAUACGGAAACUUCCCAAAAAUAUGGGAAGGUGGCAGAAGUUCAUGUUUUAGAGGGUGCCUCAGAAGCAUUCACGAUAACAAAACAACAUAUAGAAUCUGUUCCACAAUAUUUGCACACUGAAACGCAAGAACAUGCUCAGACAGUUUUAGAAGCCAAACCUACUGCAGAAUGGAAAAGUACGGAAGAGGCUGCAGAAGUCUGGAGAGCUGCUGAAAUGAAAUCUUCUGAAGCAGUUCCAAAACCAGAGGACACAAAAGAUCGGGGGACAAUGCUGGAACAUGAAGUGGCUGCAAUAGUACAGUAUUCAGAAGGGGAGCAGUGUCAGCAAAUGGAGGAUAUGAGCGUUCCUGAUCUGGCUCCAGAAUGUGAGAUAGUUGCUGAAAAGAAAGAUUCAGAGCAAGCUCUAGCGUUUGAGCCUUUCAUAGCACUAAGUGAUAAAGAGAUUGCAGCAGAAUCUGGAGUAACUUCAGGAGCAACUUUUAGUUCUUCGUAUGCUGAAAAUGUGAAAGAUUCAGCAGGGAUUCCUGAGUCUGAAGUAAUCGGGGAUGCAAAACACUUAGAAGCUCCUCCAAGUUGUGUAGCAGAAACAAAAGGUUUGGAAGCAGCUUAUGUUUCUGAGACUCUUGUAGAGCUGAAAGAUGCAGAAGCAGUUGAGGAGUCGGAGGCAGACACAAAAGAUUUGGAAGCAGCUCCAGUACCUGAGGCUGUUACAGAAGUAGUUCCAGUACUUGUGGAAGAGGCAAGCCAAUUGGAAGCAAUUUCUCAAGCAGAGGCUGACAAAGAAUUGGCUGCAGAAGAGGCAUCUGAGACAAGAGAUUCAGAAACAUCUGAUGUGCAGCCUGAUGUGGCAGCACGAAUGAGGGAGACUUUAAUGAGACUUGAGAAAGUUAUUGAAAAAAGCAGCCAUAGAAGCAGUGAAAAAAGUAAAAACGAUGCAAAGAAACAAAAAAGGAGUCGGUCUAAGUCCCAGUCCAGGUCUAGGAAACGGAAAAAAAAAUCAAGGUCACGUUCUACUUCCAGGCGUUUGACCUCUAAAAGAGCUCGGUCUAGGAGCAGAAACUAUUCAGAUUCCAGGAAAAAGCAUUCCAAAUCUAGAUCCCGGUCUGUGGAGAAGAGAGAGAGGAGAGUGUCUUCCCGAAGGUCCAGACGCAGACGUUCCAGGUCAUCUGACCGCUACCGGUCUAAGUCCAGGUCAGUGGAAAAGACCCGAAGGUCUGGACGUGGACGUUCCAGGUCAUCUGACCGCUACCGGUCUAAAUCCAGAUCUGUGGAAAAGAGAGAGAGCAGGUUAUCUUCCCGAAGAUCCAGGCGCAGACGUUCCAGGUCUUCUGACCGCUACAGAUCUAAGUCCAGAUCAGCAGAAAAGAGAGGGAGCAGACUGUCCUCCCGAAGGUCCAGACGUGGGCGUUCGAGGUCUUCUGAUCGCUACAGAUCUAAGUCCAGGUCAGUGGAAAAGACCAGAAGGUCUGGGCGCAGGCGUUCCAGGUCAUCUGAUCGCUACAGGUCUAAGUCCAGGUCAGUGGAAAAGACCAGAAGGUCUGGACGCAGACGUUCCAGAUCAUCUGAUCGCUACCGAUCUAAGUCCAGGUCAGUGGAAAAGACCCGAAGGUCUGGACGCAGACGUUCCAGGUCUUCUGACCGCUACAGGUCGAAAUCGCCAUCAGUGGAAAAGAGAGGAAGCAGGUUGUCCUCCUGGAGAUCCCGGCGCAGACGUUCCAGGUCCUCUGACCGUUCUAAGUCUAGAUCCAGGUCAUCAGAAAAGAGAGGGGGCAAAGAGUAUUCAUGGAGGUUCAGACAUAGAGGAUCUGGUUCCUCUGAUCGUUCAAAAUCUAGGUCUAGAUCUGUAGAGAAGAGGGGUCGGAAGGCAUCUCUGCGGAGAUCUAAACGUCGGCGCUCCAAGUCCUCUGAUCAUUACAAAUCUAGGUCCAGAUCAGUAGAAAAAAGAGAUCGAAAGCAGUCAUCUCGGAAAUCUAAACGUCAGCGCUCAAAGUCAUCCGACCGUUACAAAUCUAGAUCCAAGUCAGUGGAAAAAAAGAAAGAGUCUUCACGAAAAUCUAAGCGUCGUCGCUCAAAGUCUUCUGAACGUUACAAGUCUAGGUCUAGGUCUGUAGAAAAAAAACGCAAAGAAUCUUCAAAGAAGUCCAAACGGAAGCGUUCAAAAUCCUCUGACAGUCUUAAAUCAAGGUCAAAAUCUGUAGAAAAAAGAGCAAGUAAGUUAGCCUCAGCAAAGUGCAGUACAAAGCAUGUGGACUCAUCCGAACAAGAAAAAGUAGAUGGUCCUGAACCUGUCACAGCUGAAAUCAGCUCCUCCAAAUCCUCUAAUGGUCCCAUGUCAGAGGCUUUGUCUCUUGAAGGAGUAAAUGGCCCAGAGCUGCCACCACCAUCUGGAAGUGGAUUUUCCGAAACUGUUGAGAGUCUUGAGACAAGCUCAUCAGUUGAAAAAACGGAUGGUCCACAGCCUUCAGUGAUAUCGGAACUUGAUAGCUCCAAAACCUCAGAUGGUCAAGAUCAGUGUUCCAUGCCUGUGGAGAAAACACAGGUUUCUGUGACCUCUGAAAAUGGGUCGACCUCACUUUAUGACUCUGACUUAGGAUCCAUGCCAGCAGAAAAAACUGCACCUCUGGAAUCUUCAUCACCACCUGAACUUACAGUCUCAGCAUCUGGUUCAGCGUCCUCAUUUGUUGAAAAGAGGGAUCCAGAGACAACUUCAGUAACAGAAUCUCAUCUCUCCACAUCCCAUCAAGAUGAGUCAAGAUCUACAUCCGUCAAAGAAAUAGAGGGUCCGGAGCCUCUUUUGACAAAUGAAAGUGGAUGCUCUGUGUCUGCUGAUGAUUAUAAAUCAAUAUCCACAUCCUCUGGAAACACGGAGAUUCAAGGAUUUUCACUGAUGCCUGGAAGUGUACUUUCUGAUGGUCAUGAAUUGAGACGCAUCCCUGUUGAAAAUGCAGAGCCCCAGAAGUUUUUGCAAGUGCCUCAAAGUGGGUCUUCUGAGUUGGCUGUCAGCACUGAGUCAAGGUCACUGUCUUUUGAAACAGCAGAAGUUCAAAAACCUUUUUUAGCACCUGAAGCUACAAACUCUGAGUUUCCUGUUGUCCAUGAGUCAGUCUCCUUACCAGUUGCACAGGGCCAGAUGGAGGUGCCUUCUCUGGCUUCUGAUAGUGUGUGCUUCAGGACUCUUGACAGACAUGAAUUGGGAUCCAGCUUUGGUACACAAAUAGGGGAGCUUCCACCGAUGUCUGAUGAUGCGUCCUUACAGUCACCUGUUGGAAAAGUAAAGGCUCCCAGUGCUUCCCUGACAUCUGAGUGUGGUCCUGUUGAGAUCACAUUUGACCACAUUUCAACUUCCUCUUCUGCAAAAAUACAGGAAGUUUUUCUGACUGCGGUAGGACAAAGCUGCAAAUCUUCUGAAGCUCAUGAGUCCAGUUCAUCUGACAAAGAUUUAGAUGGUUCAGCAUCUUCACAAGUACUUGGAGUCAGCUGCUUUGAAUCUUCUGAAAUGCACAAAUCAAGACAUCUCCCUGCUGGAAAAACAGAGGUUACAGAAUCAGCUUUGUCUAAAAGUGGAAUUCCUUUGUGCCAUGAUGGCCAUGAGUCAAAAUACAGUUACUUUGAGAAAACAAAAGGUGCAGAGCUGUCACUGGGAUCAGAGUUUAGGUGUUCUGUGUUUUCGGAAGGCCAUGAAUUGAAACCCAAUGCACCUGAAAGACUGGAGUCACAGAUGCCUCCUCACCCAUUGAAAAGUGGAUUGUCAGAGUCUUCUGAUAUUGCAGAACUGGUAAGCACACCUGCUGAAAAACUAGAGGCCACGGUGCCUUGUCUGACAUCUGAAGGUGGGCUUUACACACAGCCUGAUAGUCAUGAAUUGAGAACUACUCAGACUGAAAAUGUAGAAGUGCAGAAGUCAUCUUUGCCCUCUGAGCAGAAAUGCAUUGCAUCCCCUGAUGAACACCACUUGAGAUCUUCCUCUGGUGAAGAAAUACAGGUGCAGGAAGAGCAGCCUCUGAUAGUAGAAAGUAGAUGUUCUGUUUCCUCUGAUGAUCAUGAGUUGACACCCACUCCUUUCAAGAAAGUUGAUGUAGAGGAUUGUUCACAGAUGCCUGGAGAUGAAUACGCAGUGGGCCUUCCUGGUCCAGAGUUGACGUCCACCCCUGCUGAAAAAACAGAGGUACAGGAACUUUAUCUGAUUCCCAAAGAAAGAUGUUCAGUGUCUGUUGAGAGCCAGGAGUUGCUGUCACCUGCGUUUGGAAAGACUGAAGUGCAAGAGCCUGUUCUAACAUCUGAAAAUGAAUAUACUAUAUCCUGGAAGUGCCAGGAGUUGAGAGCUAGCUCUCCGGAGAAGGUAGAGGUGCAAGAACCUUCUGUAGUACCUGACAAUGAAUAUGCUGCAUACUCUGGAGAGCAGCAAUCACAAACUUUGCCUGCUGGAAAAAGAGAGGAACAGGUCCAUUCUUCGCUGUCUGAAAAUGAAUAUGCUGUAUCUCCUGAGGGCCAGGAUAUGACAGCCAUUCCUGGUGAAGAGGUGCAGGAGCUUCCUGUAAUAUCAAGUAGUGAAUAUGUUGCAGUCCCCAGAGGGCAGGAGUUGUCAUCUCCUCGUGCUGAAAAAACAGAAGUGCAGGAGUGUUCUAUGCUCUCUGAAAAUGAGUAUGAUGUAUCUCCUGAAGGCCGCGAUUUGAGAUCCAGUCCUGUUGAAAAAGAGGAGAUGAAGGAACCUUCUGAAACAUCUGACAGUGAAAGUUCAAUGUCCACUGAUGGCCAGGAGUUGCAGUCUACUGCUGUUGGAAAAACAGAGGUGCAGGAGUUGUCUCUGAUGUCUGAAGGUGAAUGUGCCAUGUCCCCUGAAGUUCAGGAGCUGCAUUCUAGCCCUGCUGAAAAAGUAGAGGGUGAGGAACCUUCUCUGACAUAUGAGAACGAACACGCAGUGUCUCUUGAAGGGUAUGAAUCAAGAUCAACUCAUGGUGAUAAAACAGAAGAUAUGGAUUCUUCUUUGACAUCUGAACGUGACCAUUACUUGUCUUUCGAGAGCCAGGAGGUAAGAUUCACCACUGUUCAAAAAGCAGAUGUUCAAGAGCUUUCUCCAACAUCUGAAAGUGAACAUACAGCAUCCCCUGACAGUCAGGAGUUGAGAUUCCUUGCUUCUGGACAAGUAGGUGAUUCUGAACCGUUAACGUUAAAUGAUAGAGGCUCCAUGUCCCCAGAUGUCAGUGACUUGAAAUCCAUCCCUGCUGAAAAAAUGGAUGAUGCAAUGCCUUUAGUGCCUGAAAGCGGAUGCUCCAUGUCCCCUGGCGGCAACAGUGUGAAAUCUGUUCCUGAUGAAGAGACUCUGACCUCUGAAUGUCGACGUUCCAUGUCCCCAUAUCCUGAGAGCCAUGAACUGAAAUCCCCCAUGGAGGAAGAUGGUCUGGAGUCCUCUGUUACUUUUGAACGUAGACGAUCUGUUACUCCUGAGGGACACGAUGAGAAAUCUGUCAUAGAUGAGGAAAUGGAGGAUCGGGAGCCCUCUUUGACAUCUGAACAUAGGCGUUCCACGUCCCCUGAUGAGCAAGAGUCAAGAUCUAGUGUUGGUGAAGAGGCAGAGUAUUCGGAACAGCCUUUGACAGUGGAACGUAGAUCCUCCAUUUCUUCUGAUGAGCAUGAUUCAAGGUCUACUGCUGGAGACGAAGUAGAGGAUGUGGAACCCUCCUUGACAGGGAAACGAAGAGACUCCACAUCCUCUGAUGAGCAUGAGUCAAGGUCCACCACUGGUGAAGAAGCAGAGGACCAUGAGACCUCCUUGACUGCUGAACGUAGAGACUCUGUGUCCUCUGAUGAACAUGACUCUAGGUCUACUGCUGGCGAAGAAGUAGAGGAUUUGGAGCCUUUAGCAACUGAGCAUAGACGUUCUGUGUCUCCUGAUGGGCGUGAGUCAAGGUCAACCACCGGUGAAGAAGCAGAAGACCGAGAGCCCUCCUUGUCAGCUGAGCGUAGACACUCCACAUCUUCAGAUGAACGUGAAUCGAGGUCUACCACUGGUGAAGAUGUGGAGGAUGUGGAACCCUCCUUGGCAGCUGAACGAAGAGACUCCACAUCCUCUGAUGAGCAAGAUUCAAGAUCUACCACUGGUGAAGAAGCAGAGGAUAUGGAGCUGUCUUUGACAACUGAACACAGACAUUCCACAUCCCCUGAUGGGCGUGAAUCGAGGUCUACUACUGGUGAAGAAGGAGAAGAUGUGGAACCUUCCUUGACAGCCGAACGAAGAGAUUCGACAUCAUCAGAUGACCACGAGUCAAGGUCUACCACUGGUGAAGAAGUUGAGGAUAUGGAGCCCUCUUUGGCUCUUGAAGAUAAACAUGAGGGGUCACCUUGCAUACCUCUUGAGAAGUCAGAGGGACAGGACUCCUCUUUUAUGACUGAAAGUAGGCGAUCUGAAUCUUCUGAACGUGAGAAAUCUAGAUCUGAAUCUGCUGAAAAAAUGUCUGACAGAGAGUCUUCACAAAGAUCUAGAAGUAGACACUCAAAAUCUCCUACUCGCCAAAUGAGUCGAUCCCCAUCUGUUGACAAAGUAGCAGACAAAGAGUCUUCACGGAGGUCUAGACAUAGACGCUCCAGGUCCACGUCUGUUGAAAAAGCAGCAGACAAAGAGUCUUCACGAAGAUCUAGACAUAGACGCUCCAGGUCCACUGCUCGACAAAUGAGUCGGUCGGCAUCUGUUGAGAAAACAGCAGACAAGGAGUCUUCACGGAGAUCUAGACGUAGACGUUCCAGAUCCACUGCUCGCCAAAGGAGUCGAUCAAAAUCUGUUGAAAAAACAGCAGACAAAGAGUCUUCGCGGAGAUCUAGAAGCAGACGCUCCAGGUCUUCUCAGCGCAGAUCCCAGAGAUAUGAUACAGAAUCUCGCUCUAGGCGGAACCGCUCCAGAUCAGUAACGCGUAGAAGAGCAUCAAGAUCAAAAUCUAAUCGUCGUUCUCGAUCUAGCUCAUUGUCACGUUCAAGGCACAGAAGAAGAAGUAGAUCGAGGUCAGCAUCAAGAAGGCGGCGUUCUUUAUCGAGAGACAGGCGCAGAAGAUCUCAGAGAAAUAGAUCAAGAUCUGCUGAUAGAAGAAGGAGAAGAUCAGAUUCAAGAGAUCGUAGGAUAUCACUGAGAUUACGGAGCAGGAGUCGAACACCUCUUCGCCAAAGGCGAUCGAGGUCAAGAGGAAGAAGACGGAGCUCUAGUAGGUCACCAAUUCGACUGCGGCGAUCACGGUCUUCAGGGAGAAGAAGAGGUUACAGCAGAUCACCUGAUCGUCGUAGGUCCAGAUCAUCAGAAAGAUUUUCAAGCAGGUCACCGAAACGCCUUACAGACUUGGACAAGGCCCAGCUGCUUGAAAUAGCCAAAGCUAAUGCAGCUGCCAUGUGUGCGAAGUCAGGCGUUCCUUUACCACCAAGCUUGAUGCCUAUGUUAUCUCAAAAGAAAGAUGACAAAGCCAGUCAGAAGUCGUCAAGAGAUACACUAAAGGAGCUUACUGAGAAAUGCAAGAAGAUUGCUCAAAGCACAGAUGACGUGAUAGUGAAUAAACCUCAUGUUUCUGAUGAAGAGGAGGAAGAACGUCCUUUCUAUAAUCACCCCUUUAAGCUCAAUGAACCCAAACCUAUUUUUUUCAAUUUAAGUACUCCCAGCAUAAAACCAGCACCACCACCACAGCCAAAAAAUCAGGUCAGCCUGUCAAAGGAAUUUCCUGUUUCAUCUGGGUCUCAGCAUAGGAAAAAAGAAGCAGAUAGUGUCUACGGAGAAUGGGUUCCGGUUGAAAAAGGCAAAGAAGAUAGCAAGGAUGAUGUUUUCCCUAAACCGUCCAUUGAGGGUGUGGACAUAACUGCAGCUAUGAACGAUCGAGCAUUGGCUCAGAAAAGGCUUAAUGAAAACACGUUUGAUUUAGAGGCCAUGUGCAUGUUAAAUCGCGCACAGGAACAGAUUGAUGCCUGGGCUCAAUCAAACUCCAUACCUGGCCAGUUCACAGGAAGUACUGGAGCACAGAUUUUGUCUUCGGAUGAGCUAACCAACAGUGGUCCUCAAGCGUGGAUUAGAAAGGAUCAGUUCUUAAGAGCAGCCCCUGUCACUGGAGGAAUGGGAGCUCAACUGAUGAGAAAAAUGGGCUGGAGAGAAGGAGAAGGGCUUGGAAAAAACAAAGAAGGCAGUGUCGAGCCUAUUAUGGUUGAUUUUAAGACCGAUCGAAAAGGGCUUGUUGCUGUGGGAGAGAAGGCACAAAAGAGAUCUGGUCAUUAUGUUGUGAUGAAGGAUCUUUCAGGCAAACAUCCAGUUUCUGCAUUGAUGGAGAUCUGUAACAAAAGAAGAUGGUCACCACCUGAAUUUGUGUUGGUGGAUGAUAGUGGGCCUGAUCAUCGCAAACACUUCAUCUUUAAGGUGAGAGUCAAUGGAAAUGAAUACAGGCCUACUUUUGCCAGCCUUAAUAAGAAGCAUGCUAAAGCCACAGCAGCAACUGCGGCUCUCCAAGCGAUGGGACUUGUACCAAAGGAAAGCAUGGUCAAUACCACCAUGUUUAGGAGUGCCUCACACCGCUAGAUAUUGUUUUUUAUAUUGACAUUAUUUCAGAUAAUUUUACUCUGCACAAAAAUGGUAUUUGCCCUUUCAUGUUGUAAAUACAUUGGCAAUUCCCACAUUGUAAAAACUGUACAGACACCUUCAGGUUUUUUCUUUUGUACCAUCAAAAUGUAUUUAAAUCAUACUUAGUUUUUGGUAUGUUUAUAUUGUUUACAUUAGUGAUGUAAUUAUUUCUUAAAUGACUAAAUCAGACGACAGACUCUGGAGGCAUCAGUAAUCUAAACCCUUGUUUUAAAACUCAUGCGAUUUCUCCUCAAUAUGGAAUGUUAACACUUUCAUACUGUUUUGUACUAUGCUGCAGUUUUCCCUGGUCUCGGUAAAGCUACUCUCGCACUUUUGCCUACAGCUGGUAAAAGGCCACGCAGCUUACCUUAGUCUAGUCGAGGCUGGCGUGUACUGCUGGGCAGAUACUGGGCCAGUACUGUGACCCCUGCGAGAGCGAGCGGUGGUAGUAGCCCUGUUGUACAGUGCUAACGCCGCCGCUUCUCUUGGAGUUUUCUUUGGGGUUUAACUCGGUGGUGCACCGCAGCUGGCCAUGCAGCCCAUACUCUAGGACAUACGCGAUGAGGCAAAAGUCUUGCUUUAAAAGGGACGGCAGAAAGUCCAGCAAUGGAACCGGCGAGACUUUGCGAUGUAAAAGUGACUCUCCCUGCAUGUUCUGAGAAGGGAGACGAUGGAGUCGUCUAUUCCAAACAAAUUAACACACUGCCUGAUGUUGAUUGUAUGGAUUUGUGGUUAAUGUGAAUUUUAAAGUCUAACAAAUCUACAACUGGAUUGGGGGGGAGGGAGGGAAUAGAAUGAUGCUUAAAUUGUUGUACCCAACUUGGUCAAUAAAGCAGCACAAGUUCAUAAUCUUAAUCACUGGUCAGUAAGCAGUAAUUAAAAUCUAUGCCAAAAGAGCUUUUUGAAGAAACGCACAGUGUAAACGUAUCACUUAAGAAGAGUAGCAACAGCCGUUAGAGUUGCGGAAUCUGUUCCAGUCAAUUUCACUUGCUUUAGACUAUUACCAAAUUAACUCCUUGGGCUUGCAUUUUCUGUAAUGGUACUCUGCCCUCAAGGAGACAACCUGAUCCAGAGUUACGGCAGUUUGAUAAGGGAAAGGAUGUAGAAAGCUUUUCCUUUUAUUUUUUGUCUCUUAAUUUAAGAAGUAUUAGUACUUUAGCUAUGUGCACUUUGAAUUGGAAAGGGCAUUGUACACCUUUUGCCAGAUUCGUCUGUGUUUUGAGCAGACUGCCGGGAUUACGGCAGUAGUUCGCUACUGUAGUAGUUGAGGUGCUUCUUUCUGAAAAGUCUUUGAGGUUUUUUUUUUUUUUGUAUUACAUCAACUGACCAGAGCUUCAUCGGGAACAGGAACAAAUUACAAUUUGUAUGCAGUAAGACUGUGCUCAGGCCUAAAGUGAAUGACCUUUGCAACGGCAGUAGGAUCUUGGAGGUGACAAAUUAGAAGUAGCUCUUCUUCCGCAGAGUAAAUUAUUUGUGUGCUCUCUCAGCUGUUACUGAACGAGGUAUCUUCCUUUGCCCUCAGUGGACAGUUACCAGCAUCUCCUUUUGCAUACAGCAGAGAAAUGGUACUGGGUUCUCCACCACACACCCAAGAAAUGAACCCCUUUAUUAGUCUAUCAAAGGACUCUAGAAAUGACAAAGUUUUUUUUCUGUGGACGUAGUUGUCUCUAAUUAAAGUUUUUUCCCUUCGGCUUCUCACCUUCAGUCUCUGUGUAAAAUUGUUUGAAGAUCUCCUUACCUUGUUUUCUGAGCAAGCUGUAAGGUGUGUACUUGAAAGCUAAACAGAUGGUCCAGCGUUGAAAGACUGACUCUGGGAGAACUGGGGAUUCUAUCCAUCUUAGGCAAGUCCAGCUUUUUGAUGUCUGACUCAACGCAGUUAACUCAGGAUGUGGGAGGCAGCUCCUAUUCAGGCUUUUGUUUAAAUGUCUGCUCUGAUAACAGCUAAAACAUCAGCAGUGUUGCUCAUGCUGUUCCGUCCGUGGUGUCCAUAAAAGCACAGGUUUCGGAGCUGUUCAUCAUCAAAUCUGGAACGUAAUCCGUUGUACUUUGUUAAUUCUGUUCUUUCGGGGUUUAUAUUCUCCAUGUAUAUUGGAACAGAUUAAUUCAGUCCCAUAGAAGACUCCUUUUCGAAAGUAACUGUUCAGGCAAAUUCUGGAUUUCACGCCUUAAAGACGUGGUACUGUAUGUAGAUUUAACUUUUGAUUUUCAAUACUUAAAAAAAAUUAAUAUCUGUACUACUUCAAUUAUGGCACUUCUUGACUUUGAGGUUUCUGUUUUAGCUUCAUUCCUGUUGUUCAGAAUGAUAAAUGAAUUUAGUGCAGAGAUGUCCUUCUGUUCAGUUUGUAAAUUUGGUUGGAGUGUCCUUUGCAUGCAGGAAUAGACAAGUAGUCCUAUUAAAAAGAAUAACUAGGAAA
This is a messenger RNA of Numida meleagris (helmeted guineafowl), 14041 nucleotides long. RefSeq names its product SON DNA binding protein (gene SON). The record is from RefSeq and is a predicted model, not a curated record. The coding region runs from base 192 to 11585 and encodes 3797 amino acids. Gene Ontology annotation, molecular function: RNA binding. The transcript has 12 exons. Gene Ontology annotation, biological process: regulation of cell cycle; regulation of mRNA splicing, via spliceosome. NCBI's taxonomy places the organism in Eukaryota, Metazoa, Chordata, Aves, Galliformes, Numididae.